AUGGUUCUUGCUGCUCGAUGUGGGCAGGCCGCCGCCGUGCUGCGCCAGCGUUGCCUUGCUGAGACUCGCCCGGCAUUCGUGCGCGCCUUCUCCUCCCAGCCCGUUCGUUCGGUUUCCGCUUUGCGUCAGAAGAUCCCCACGGCUCGCUCCCAGCAGCUCCGUUCCUUCUCCAGCACCCUGAACCGUCUUGCCGCUGAGAAGCCCCCUGCUGCUGAGUCUUACCUCGCCAGCGGUGCUGUCAAGCCCGGCAGCGGUCUCGUCGAUGUCAAGAAGGUUCUUGUCAUUGGCUCCGGUGGUCUGAGCAUUGGCCAGGCUGGAGAGUUCGAUUACUCUGGCUCCCAGGCCCUCAAGGCUCUCAAGGAGGCCGGUGUCCACUCCGUCCUGAUCAACCCCAACAUCGCGACUAUCCAGACCGACCACAAGCUUGCGGACGAAGUUUACUACCUUCCCGUUACCCCCGAAUAUGUCACCCACGUCAUUGAGCGUGAGCGCCCCGAUGGUAUUCUUCUUACCUUCGGUGGUCAGACCGGUCUGAACCUGGGUGUCCAGAUGAACCGUAUGGGUAUCUUCGACCGCUACGGCGUCAAGGUCCUCGGUACCAGCAUCAAGACCCUGGAGACCAGUGAGGACCGUGACCUCUUCGCCCAGGCCCUGAACGAGAUUGACAUCCCCAUCGCGGAAUCGACUGCUGUCGAGACCGUCGAGGAUGCUCUCAAGGCCGCCGAGCAGGUCGGUUACCCCAUCAUCAUUCUUGUGGAGAAGUCUCUCAAGGGCUGGAAGGAGGUUGAGUACGAGGUUGUUCGCGAUGCUGCCAACAACUGUAUCACUGUUUGCAACAUGGAGAACUUCGACCCUCUCGGAAUUCACACCGGUGACAGUAUCGUCGUUGCUCCUAGUCAGACUCUGUCUGAUGAGGAGUACCACAUGCUCCGCACUGCUGCCAUCAAGAUUGUCCGCCACUUGGGUGUCGUUGGUGAGUGCAACGUUCAGUACGCUCUGCAGCCCGAUGGACUCGACUACCGUGUCAUCGAGGUGAACGCUCGUCUGUCCCGUUCUUCCGCUCUGGCUUCCAAGGCCACUGGUUACCCUCUUGCCUACACCGCGGCUAAGAUUGGACUGGGACACACCCUUCCCGAGCUCCCCAACGCCGUUACCAAGACCACCACUGCCAACUUCGAGCCUAGCUUGGACUACGUCGUCACCAAGAUUCCCCGUUGGGAUUUGAGCAAGUUCCAGCACGUGAACCGCGACAUUGGCUCCGCUAUGAAGUCUGUUGGUGAGGUCAUGGCUAUUGGCCGUACUUGGGAGGAGUCCCUCCAGAAGGCCAUCCGCCAGGUUGACCCCAAGUACAUUGGUCUCCAGGGUGAUCACUUCGAGGAUCUCGACGAGACUCUCCGCAACCCUACUGACCGCCGCUGGUUGGCUGUUGGCCAGGCUAUGCUCCACGAGAACUACUCCGUCGAGAAGGUCCACGAGCUGACCAAGAUCGACAAGUGGUUCUUGUACAAGAUCCAGAACAUUGUUGACUGCAACAACGAGCUCAAGGAGAUUGGCAGCCUCUUCGGCCUUAAGCAGGAGAUCCUCCUGAAGGCCAAGAAGCUUGGCUUCUCUGACAAGCAGAUCUCUCUGCUUGUUGGUUCCUCCGAAGACGACGUCCGUGCCCGCCGUAAGUCUUUCGGCAUCACCCCCUGGGUGAAGAAGAUUGAUACUCUGGCUGCCGAGUUCCCUGCCGACACCAACUACCUCUACACCACUUACAACGCCUCCUCCCACGAUGUCACCUUCGAUGACCACGGAACCAUCAUCCUGGGUAGCGGUGUGUACCGUAUUGGUAGCUCCGUCGAGUUCGAUUGGUGCGCUGUCAACGCCACUCUUUCCCUCCGUGAGAUGGGCAAGAAGACCGUUAUGAUCAACUACAACCCCGAGACCUACUCCACUGACUUCGAUACUGCCGACAAGCUGUACUUCGAGGAGCUCAGCUACGAGCGUGUCAUGGAUAUCUACGAGCUCGAGGCUGCUAGCGGUGUCGUUGUCUCCGUCGGUGGUCAGCUUCCCCAGAACAUUGCCCUCCGUCUCCAGGAGAGCGGUGGUGCUACCAUUCUUGGAACCAACCCCCAGGACAUCGACAAGGCCGAGGACCGUCACAAGUUCUCCCAGAUCCUCGAUAGCAUUGGUGUCGACCAGCCCGCCUGGAAGGAACUUACCUCCGUCGGUGAGGCCGAGACCUUCGCCGAGGCUGUCGGUUACCCCGUCCUGGUUCGCCCCUCCUACGUCCUGUCUGGUGCUGCCAUGAACGUCAUCUACAGCGUCGACGAGCUCAAGGAGAAGCUCCUUAACGCCGCCGCCGUUUCCCCCGACCACCCCGUCGUCAUCACCAAGUUCAUCGAGGGUGCCGAGGAGAUUGAUGUCGAUGCCGUUGCCUCCAACGGUAAGCUUCUGGUCCACGCCGUUUCCGAGCACGUCGAGCCCGCUGGUGUCCACUCCGGUGAUGCCACCCUCGUCCUGCCCCCUGCCAACAUCCCCGAGCCUAUCAUGGCCCGCGUGAAGGAGAUUGCCGAGAAGGUCGCCAAGGCCUGGAACAUCACCGGUCCCUUCAACAUGCAGAUCAUCAAGGCCGACCAGGAGGGUGCUGAGCCCGCUCUCAAGGUCAUUGAGUGCAACCUGCGUGCUUCUCGCUCUUUCCCCUUCGUCAGCAAGGUCCUGGGCACCAACUUCAUCGACGUCGCCACCAAGGCUCUCGUCGGUCGUGAUGUCCCCGAGCCCGUUGACCUCAUGAAGGAGAAGCGCGACUACCUCGCCACCAAGGUUCCCCAGUUCUCCUGGACCCGUCUGGCCGGUGCCGACCCCUUCCUCGGUGUUGAGAUGUCCUCCACUGGUGAGAUCGCCUGCUUCGGUAAGGAUCUGAUCGAGGCCUACUGGGCUUCCCUCCAGUCCACCAUGAACUUCCGCAUGCCCGAGCCCGGUGAGGGUAUCCUCCUCGGCGGUGACAUUACCCAGCCCUACCUGGCCAAGAUCGUCGAGUACCUGAACCCUCUCGGCUACAAGUUCUUUGCCGUCAACCCCGAAGUCAAGGCCCACAUCGAGUCCACCGCCAAGGACUCCGUCAAUGUGCAGCUGAUUGAGUUCCCCAAGAAGGACAAGCGUGCUCUCCGUGAGGUUUUCCAGAAGUACGACAUCCGUGGCUGCUUCAACCUUGCCAAGACCCGUGGCAAGACCCAGCUCGACGAGGACUACGUCAUGCGCCGCAACGCUGUCGACUUCAGCGUUCCUCUCUUCAUGGAGCCCAAGACUGCCCAGCUCUUCGCUCAGUGCAUGAACCAGAAGUUGCCCCGUGGUGACGAGAUCCCCUCCGAGGUCCGCACCUGGUCCAACUUCGUCGGCGGCAAGGCUCUGUAA
Penicillium brevicompactum is the source of this 3396-nucleotide messenger RNA. Its product is annotated as carbamoyl-phosphate synthase (glutamine-hydrolyzing) CPA2. The record is from RefSeq and is a predicted model, not a curated record. Bases 1 to 3396 code for a protein of 1131 amino acids. Lineage: Eukaryota; Fungi; Ascomycota; Eurotiomycetes; Eurotiales; Aspergillaceae. Gene Ontology annotation, cellular component: cytosol; cytoplasm. Gene Ontology annotation, biological process: UTP biosynthetic process; L-citrulline biosynthetic process; 'de novo' pyrimidine nucleobase biosynthetic process. The transcript is spliced from 4 exons. Gene Ontology annotation, molecular function: ATP binding; dihydroorotase activity; aspartate carbamoyltransferase activity.